AUGGAACUAAUAGCGCAGUGGGGCUUAUCUGUCAAUAAUAACUUCGUGGGAGAUUUGGGUGAGCCGUCGAAUGGUGUUUACUUGUCUGGACAUCCCGACUUAGUUACACCAGCACCUUUUCUUGGACGAACUAAAUUGAGAAUCUUAGCUUGCAAGAUCUUGAAAGGCAGAUGCAAUAUUGUUGGCUUGGGGUCCUACCAUUUGUUACCUAAACGAGGAUAUCAUUCACAUUCAGCUGUGCAACCAGUGGAUUGUAAAUUAUUGCGACAUGAUAAUUAUCGAUGUGACCAAAUUUUUUUAUUCGAAGAGAAGGGAGCUGGAUAUUCCAAAUCGCCAGCAAAUGUUUUACCUUUUGCCAUAUACGAUGUGGAAUUCCCCCCGAAUACCGUUUUAACUUUCAAAGGAAUAGAUUCAAUUGUUUGGAGUGGUAAUCUGUUAGUUGGAAAUAAGCGUUACAGUCGUGUAUCAUUGCAUUCAUUAGCAGCAGCGGCUAAACCACCAUUACUAGACAUUUUCGAAAUUGCCGAUCUCAUCCAUUGGACUGCCUGCUUGGCUUUUCCACCAAUUCUUGAACUGCUGAAACCGCCAGCUCUUGGAGAAAUCGCUUUGAAAAAAGAGGCUAGAAAAUUCAGUUCAAGUUUUGCAAAAGAAGGUGUUUAUUAUUUUACAUUAUUUUCGGAAGAUGAUUCUCGGGAUUUUGUUUCACUGCAUGAAUCUAUGAGAAUAAAACAGGCGGCAGGCAUAACGAUUUUCCCGUCUGUUGGGAUUUUCAUUCUUUUGCCAAACGGAUUAUUUAGUGAUUUGUUAACGCUUCCGAAAACAGCUGGCAGUAUUUUCCACUGUUUGUAUUUGACCUGUGAUUUGAACUGUUCAUUAAUAAACGGUGCAUUCGAAGCAAUGUCAACAGAAGAGAACGACGAAUUUAUGAGGCCAUUGUUACUUCAAGAACGCGUCGAUGGACUGGAUGUUCGUGUUCAAGAACUGGUGCGAACUGUUGCUAAGAAAACACUUUUCGAAGAAAAUUCUAAUAAAUCAAGAAUGAAGGGAGAAAUAUCAAAUGCAAGUUCUGGACUAGGAAAAAAAUAUGCAUAUUGUUUAUAUAUUGGAGAAUCGAUUGAUAUGGAUAUAGCGGACAGUGAUGAUGAUGAAGAGAGAAGAGGAUGGCGUGUUGAACGGAUGGAUACAUCUGGAUUGGAAAAAUCCCUAAGAGAAUAUUCACUAUCAACUUCAAGUUUAAAAUUGAAGUCAAGUUCACCGCAUUCAGUUGAUGAAACAAUUUCAAAAGAUAAACAUUUGCUUUCUUCUAAUCUUCGACAUGAAAAGAUGUUUGUCAGUAGAGAUCCCAGGAAACGCCUCAUUAACAAGCAGAAUAUGCCAAUUCCUUCAUGUUCAGUUGCAGGACGAAAGAUUUCAAAGUGGAGCACUUUACGUGAACACUCAGAUGCUAAGGAAAAGGCAACUUUUUUUUCAGCUGUUCAGCCAAUACGGUCAUCAUUCGAUUUACCUGCAACUAAUUCUCGUGGCUAUUCACCAUCAGAUGCAAUAUCUAGUGGAGGAUCGUCACCUACGGUUGUUUCACAGUCCCAGAGAUCUCUGCCUAGUAGCUCUCCGAAUCUCAAAGAUAACGACAGCACAACUUUUGUUGAGGUUCUGAGAAAUCAGAGUGAACUCGGUAGUACGGAAUCACCUGCUAGUCCUCCACAUGAAUCUGGUGUCUUCGUUGCUACUGCACCAAAGAUUAUUUCCGAUUAUGAUAUGAGAUCGGCUACUGAUGCUUCAUUUCAAACGCCUGCUCGACAGUAUCGGCCUCCGGAAGUUACACCAUUCACAGCUAUAGCAUCAAUGGAUGGAAUGACGAAUUCUGGAUCAUUGAUUGAUAAAAAACACGAAAAUAAAAUUCAUUGUGAAGAAAUCCACUCAACAUCAACUUCUCAGAAUAAUGAAAAUCUCGUUAUUAACGACGAAUGCACUUACAUCCUGCCUAAUCUAGUUUCAUUUCCACGUCAUUCAAUUCGAAAAAAUACGGUUGAGAGUGAAAAGACGGAUUCGGAUUCAAACCGUUCUCCGCAGCACUUGCAAUGGGAUAUUCUUCCGAAUUCAAAAGUUGAUGAUCGAAAUUUAUCUUUUAAUCCUGAACCAGUAGGUAGUGGUGAUGUGGAUAUGCGUACCACUCAUGCAAUCAGUUCUGCUCCGGUCAUUUCACGUGAGCUAACACCAUCAGCUACGCAUCAUAUCACACCUGUUAUGCAAGCACCGAUCGUGUUCUCUAAUGGCGAUACUGAUCAUCGCCUUAUUUCAUCAGGAGUUCGACCUUCGACUUCUGCACAACCUCCUGAAAGCUUUACAAAUGAGUCUGCUGGCCAUUUUCGCACGCAUCCAUUUCCUUCACGUGCUCCUCCUCCUUUCACGGGACCUUUUCAAUAUCGCAAUGUUUCUUCGACCAACUAUGUAGUAGGAUUUAAACAACCACGCGUGUACGGAUUUUUCAAUCAACCAACCAUUCUCCGCCAACCAAAACCAUAUUAUGCUCGAGAUACUGUGGGUAGCAAUUCUACAAUAAGACGAGGAGUGUUAAUGAUCGAUGACGCUCAACUUACUACUGGGGCUUUGGAUCCGAAGCUUUUCCGCAUGAUUCUGGAACGUUUUUCAAAUUUGAGGAAGAGCGGUUCUACUUUGUGGUGGAUCAAAUUGCACACACAUCUCAGGCAGACCUUAAUGUUGGGCAGUGCCUCAUCGGAUUCUAACUCAAAAGUAGUGGAAAGACAUGCUCAUUAUGAAGAACUAAUAAAGGAAUAUGAAAGUCUAAAAGUGGUACAAAUAAUGAAACCACAUGAAUGUGACAAAAAUAAGCAUGACACAAAUGUAUUACUGAAAUGUCUGAGUCAUACUGUGAAUGCGAAUCGAAAAUGCUCUAUGGUUUAUUUAACUGAUAUCGAAAAAGAUUCAUCAGUGGGCAAACAGAUAGCAUUUGCGGGUUUCGAAAUUUGUCAUUGCACGGAGCUAUCAAAAAAAUUCGACAUUUAA
Messenger RNA from Acanthocheilonema viteae, 3024 nucleotides. The record is from the annotation of a GenBank genome assembly. NCBI's taxonomy places the organism in Eukaryota, Metazoa, Nematoda, Chromadorea, Rhabditida, Onchocercidae.